Messenger RNA from Fusarium odoratissimum NRRL 54006, 1770 nucleotides. RefSeq lists its product as uncharacterized. Gene Ontology annotation, cellular component: nucleus. Bases 81 to 1649 code for a protein of 522 amino acids. The transcript is spliced from 4 exons. Gene Ontology annotation, biological process: DNA-templated transcription; regulation of DNA-templated transcription. The record is from RefSeq and is a predicted model, not a curated record. Lineage: Eukaryota; Fungi; Ascomycota; Sordariomycetes; Hypocreales; Nectriaceae. Gene Ontology annotation, molecular function: zinc ion binding; DNA binding; DNA-binding transcription factor activity, RNA polymerase II-specific.
CCUCAUCCUUAAUCAUGAUGUUUUAAAUACCAUGCCAGCUCCUCCUCACUAUACAAUCUUACACCUAAUGAAUCGUAGACAUGCGACCCCCAACCGCGUGUUUGAACUGUAGAAGUUCUAAGCGCAGAUGCGAUCGGGCAGACAGCUCAGCAGCAUGUUCCCAGUGUGUUCAGCGAAACUUACAGUGUCCAACUGCUAUCACCAGUCCUCAACUUCCAAGAGCAUCAGAAGUUCAGGGCCCUCCUCACCCUAUUAUGUCAGUCCAUAUACAAGAUGAAAGGAUGUACUUAGUAGACCUGUACUUUCGCUUCAUUCAUGAUUCCCCUCACAGCCUCUUCCAUGAGCCCACGUUUAAGGCCAGCGUUGCAGAGGGCACAGUGUCAAAACCCGUCCUUCUUGCCAUGCUAGGUUUAUCUGCAAGGUUUGCUACAGAGCCUGAUAUUGUUGCUCGUGGACCAAUGUAUCGCGCCCAAGCUACUGCAGCAUUGAAGAAAGACUUGGAACAUAUCUGUAUUGAGAACAUCCAAGCUUGCAUUCUUGUCGGUAACAACUUCUUUGGUGAAGGUGACGCAGAUGCUGAGUCUUUAUAUUUUGGACUUGCAAGUCGAAUGACUCAAAUUCUGAAGCUCGGUGAAAUUGACGAGAGCGAUGACGGCGUUAUGCGAGAAGUAAAGAGACGCAUAUUCUGGACGUGCUUCAUUAUUGACACUUGGGCCAGUGGAGGUUCUAAUCUAUCACCACAGUUCAGAUGGCGAACUAAACAACCUCGAGGGCCACUCGACGAGUAUAUGUUCUACAACAUGAGAUCAGGAGAUGACGACGUUGCAGACUCGGACUGGAAGCCUGGAUUAUGGGCUCACAUGGUCAGACUGGUUGGGUUAUACGCUCAAAUACAGAACCUCCAGCAAGAACUCGCGAAUGGAGUUGAGUGGAACGAGUCCUUUAUAGAUGAGUCGGUGCAAAGGCUGGAGGCUGAGCUCAGUGCUUUCGAAGAGGGUUUGGGCCCUGAAUUAAUGUUCUCAAGGGAAAACCUGGCUUCUUUCGUUGAACGUGGCUUGGGACGCGUCUUCAUAGCCUUUCAUCUGGGCUAUCACCACUACUAUACGCUAUUGUUCUACCAAUACCUCGAUCAUCGCCGGCCACCUACAAGAAACGGCCGCAAGUACGCUAGCUCCUGCAAAGCUCAUGCUGCGAUUGUGUGCGACGUCCUAAAGGCCUCGAGGGAGGUCCCUGGGGCUGAAGCACUCUACAACAUCGUGGGACAUGUGACGAUCGUGUCCUCGUCCGUGUUGUUGCACACAUACCUGUUUGGAGAGUCUCAUGAGCUUGAGGAGUCAAGAGACCGGCUGAGUUCAAACCUCGAGUCGUUGGUACAACUGCGAAACUACUGGCCCAGCGUGGAGAUGAUGAUCAAACGAUUAGUUGUCUUUCAGAAGAAUUGCAUUCAAUCAAUGAAUGCAGAGUCUUACCGAUUCGACAGGUGGAUGGUCAAGUUUCUCAUUGCUCAUGCACUUGCUCUUGAAGACAAGGUGGAUGAUAGUUGGUCUGCUGCCAGCGUUGAUGCAGCAAACGGAGAUGCCCAUCUAGAACGAGGUCGCGUCACUCAAGCCAUGAUUAUGGAUAUCCAAAACUACGACACGGAGACCUGAUGAGUUAUUCGACAAUGUAAAUGAUUGAAAUGUAAUUGAACCAUUUCCGGCGCAAGACGAACCUGCUUUUCUGAAGAAUAUAGUGCCCAGCGUUAGACAAUGGUCGGAGACCCAAAUCACG